Messenger RNA from Melospiza georgiana, 491 nucleotides. Its product is annotated as gallinacin-5-like. Gene Ontology annotation, cellular component: extracellular region. The record is from RefSeq and is a predicted model, not a curated record. NCBI's taxonomy places the organism in Eukaryota, Metazoa, Chordata, Aves, Passeriformes, Passerellidae. Gene Ontology annotation, biological process: defense response. The transcript has 3 exons. The coding region runs from base 303 to 491 and encodes 62 amino acids.
CACAGCACUGAGAAGUGCUUAUGCAAGGCAGGAUGACAAAAGAUCCUGGGCUGGAGGCCUGGGAGUCCUUCUCAGGUGUCAGAUGAGGAAAGCUCUGCUUGUUUUUCUCUGUCAGGGCAAGGAACAGAAAAAAGAGCUUUGGGGCUGGACAUUUGGAGGACUCAGCCAUCCCAAGGGAUAUUGUGACGCGUGGAGGGACCAAACUGCUGCUGCUGCUGGUGCCAGGAAGCUCCGAAUCCCAGGCUGCUGAGUGCAUCCUCCCACCAGUGACUGAGCUGCGACUCUGCAGGCGACUCCCAGGCAUGCGGAUCCUGCCCGUCCUCUGUGCUCUGCUCCUCCUGGUGCUCCAGGGAGUGACAGGGCUGUCCCCAUUUGGACCAUCAGUCCAGGCGUGCGAGCGCCGUGGGGGAUUCUGCUCCUACCGCUCCUGCCCGCAGGGGAUCGGCCGCAUCGGCCUCUGCUCCGACCGGGAAUUCUGCUGUCGGAUGUGA